UUUCAAUUUCGAAGAGGAUAAUGCAACCCAAUAAGCCAUCUCGAACCUCGAAUGCACAUACGUAGUAAUCCUUAUGCUUGUUGCUGAGGCUACCUUGGAUACACCAACCCAGCGAGUAAGCUAGUGAGUCCAUCCAAAUAAACUCUAAGAAGUUCUUAAGAAACAGAGAUUAACUCCACAAUAAAGGUUUGGACUGAAAUCAUUCUCAGAUGAAAUUGACUUACUUCGAUCUAGUUGCAUUGGAGCUUGAGAUUUGUUGUCAGUUCCAACCCGAAGGGUGAAGAAAGAGAGAGUGAGAGGGACUAUAUGAGUCCAAAAGUCAAAUGAAAAAUUCCAGGACAAGACUGCAUACAUGCCAUAUCAUCAAGAAAUGUAUCCGUGGAAGAUAAUGAGAUUUAUAUUAGAGUAUGUGUAGUAUUAUGUUAUACCACGAGUACUGUUAUGUAAUUUAGCAGAGUUAUAUUUCUUGUUAGAGUCAUAGAAGUUAGGCAAUUUCAUAGUGUUAGGGUUAUAUAGAACCAGUCUAUAUACUCUAUAUAAAUCCUAUGUGGUUUCAGUAAUAAGAUACAACAGUUUCCACCGUAUUAUGAUUUUCCAACAAUUUAAUCCUAAUGUUAGGCUCGAGAGACCUCAUUGGUCGAGGUGCAAUAGAUACCUGAGUAGUUGAGUCGAGAUAUUUCGUUUAAAUUGUUGUACAUUAACAUAAUUAUGUAUUGUACAUGAUGUCAUUCAAAGAUAAACAUAAAAUUUUUAUCGAUCUAUUCUUCUUGUCGAGUUCGAUGACUUGCCACUAGAUGUGGACCUUCGACCCUUAAUUAUGUCAGCCAAUUUUGCCAGAAAAGAAGUCCAACUUACCUAUGAUCAAGGCCCUUACCUAGGGGUAAUCCACAUUUGUUUUUGAGUUAGGCUUACCAACAAACUUAGUUGGGGAAAUUCUCAAAGUUUAAGGUUUGGUCUCGACUCUCGAUCGUCCUUAAACAAUAUUUAGCUCCAAAGGUUAAACUUGCCGCCUAUUUUUGUUCCUAUGCAAUGUUUUAUUUGCUGAUGUUCGUUUCCUUUAUGGAGGGUUGCCUUUGCUCUUACGGUUCCUCCAUUAAUUCAAGGGGAAUGGGUCACACUUCCUUUCCACUUCACGCCUCAAACGUUCAUAUCAACUACCUUCAAACAUAUAUAUGCCCAAUUGCAAAAACAAUCACCGAAGUUUUGAGUCGCUAACAAACUCACCAUCCAAUUUUGAUAUUUAACGAUCGGGUCAUGAAAAUGAAUCGUCUAGCAUGGACACUUUGUAGACAUCUAUUGGAUUUACUCUCCAAUUUGUUCAAAUCACAGACUCACGAGACUAGGUUAACUUAGGUCAUACGAAUUUAACUCAUAUCGUCUUUUCUGUGGGGUUUCGAUUGAGGCUAACCAUCAAAGCUAAUUAUAGGGUUUGCGUUCUAUUUUCGAUGGAGGCUAACCAUCCAAGCUGAAUCGAGAGCAGUUUAAGGGUUAGUUAUCUCAUACUUCUAUGACAUGUUCGUUAAGCUAUAUGGUUGAUUUGUUAAUGACACUAAAGUUCAGUGACCGUUUUGGUAAUUAACUCCACAUGUCUUCUGUGCCGUCCUUCAGCCGGCCAUGGCCAUAAAAUUCUUCCAGAAAAGAAUAAUAAUAAAAAAACUUCAUAAACCUGCAACUCCAUGUUCUUGGCCAUGACAUUGGCACUGAUCAAAAGCAUCCGUCAGAUUUUGUUCUUUUGCCUUUCAAUCGUUCUAUACAUCCCCUUUUCAAUAUCGCACAAAGCUAGACAUCCCAAAUGUAAGAAUGAAAUUGGAAACAAAUUCAAAAAAAAAAAAAAAAAAAAGAAACAAAUAAUUACCAAACAAAACGGAAACAAAUAAAUUAAACUAAGAGAAUGAAAGUGUUAUAUAUUGGCAUCCACGAGACAAAUACAUAUUUGAGUAAUCGAGUCCAGACAUACCAUUUAUAUAGUUGAUGUGUAAGACAAAACUAUAUACUAUACCAAUUUUCAUCGCAAAACAUACUUGUAUUUUUUCUUAACUUUGUCUUCGUAGUAGGUUAUUCGAAGUGCAUGUCAUGAGAAUAACUUUCAUUUUUGUAAAGUUAGGAAACAAAUCCACGAUUUCAAACUUGAUUUUAGGGUGUCACACUCAUACUAAUUAAUAUGAUUUAUAUGGCUAGAGAAGUGACUGAUGGAUUUGCAACGGUUUCCAUCUCAAGGUUUAUUUCGUGAACAUGAACCUUGAAAACAACAUUACCAACAGAAAUAUUUGUUGUAAUUUGACAAGCCAAAGAACAAAAAAAAAAAAAAAAACAAGAAGAAGAAGAAGAAGAUAAAGGGCAAAAGUUGGAUUCCAUUGCCAUUCUUGUAGGUUAAGUUUGGGAUCUCACUUUCAGGAUAUAAUAGUGUACAUGAUUUGAGUGAUAUGUGAUUCACGGUUUUGAAAGCGAUUUUAUAACCAACCUAGUCAGUUGCACUUACAUGGGAUGUGGUGUCUGUGAAAGCAAAGAAGCACCCCAUAAAAAUUUAACCAGACAAUUCCUUUAUUUGGUUACUUAAUGGAUUCUUUUUAUUGUGAUAUCCUUUCUUCAAAAUGUUUAUGGAGAUAUCCAACAACGAAAUGAUCCCUGAUGGUUUUAGAUUUGGAAUGCCGAAACGCCUUGAAUCAAUGCUAUCAACGUAUGUUAGUCGUUCUUGUAGUGAGAGAUUUGUCGGCUUGAGUAGUGUUGUAUAGGGAGAAUCGAUGUAAGAGUUUCAUAUGCAAAGACCAAUUGAAUGAAUAGUGACUAUGUUUUUUAUUGCCUAGUUCAGUUUGAUAUCUAUGUCACACGAGAUAAGUUUUUUACUACCUCAUUGAGGAGUGUCCUCUCCUUUGCACCAGUUUCUUUAUUUAACGGGUUGUCCCUUUGCAACUUAGAUGUCAUCAACGAAAAUAAAAUUUUCUUAUAUAUCCAGAGCCUCUCUUCGUUCGACAAUAUGAUUUUUUAACAAUCAAGGUAUUGGUUCUUGAUCAUGAGUAAUUACUAUUCGUAACCAAACCAAGUAACCGAUUCGGCAUACGAUAUCUUUUGUGGAUGAUGAAGAUAAUUUUCAUUCUUUUUCCAAAACAUAAUGCUGAAGGGAACACAACAAAGUUACUCCCAUCACCAUGGGUGAAAACUGAAAACUGUGAGCAAACUGUGAUGGUUUGUAUUGUUGUUAUGUGGCUUGCGUCAGUCAUCUCAUGUCGAUGAAGCAACUAAUUUUUUUGUGGGGGAGUUGGUUUGGUUGGAGUUGCUUGUCUACCACCAACUCGAGGAUGGCCAAUUUGUCAUUUUUAUUAUCGAAAUUGGGAAUUAGAGAAACUCCAGAGGACAAAAAUAUAUACGCAGAAAUAUCUGUAAGCUUGGACAGGUCAACUACAUCCACACAAAACUUCCAUUUGUCGAAUAUAGUAAUAAAACCCAUAACCAACCAACAAUAACUAGAACACAAAUUGGUGUCAAUUACAAAAAAAAAAAAAAAGUUUUAGCUAAUUGAUUUUAUUAAUGUAUAAUAUUAUCCUUUCUUUAUUCUUUGUAUUUUCUUAUUUUGUUUUAUGAUGAGAGAUUUUGAUGCAUAUGUGCAUUAGAUAUUUAAACUUUCAUAAAAUUUUAUGUAACAUGUUGUUUAGAUAAAUUAUUUUACCAUCUAUAAAUCUUCUCCAAACAGAAUUGAAGGGUUGUUGGGAAAUUGUGAUUGCUAAAUAGAUCUAUUGUGGUGAAUACAUGUAUAAUAUUAAACAAGUAUUGAUAAAUUUGGUACAUUGUAAAAUGUUGUGUUUAGUAUGCGUGAUUGUGUAUGUCACAUCAGCUAAAAAUUGAGAUGCAACCAUCUCAACUUAACUAUUUCAACAAUUCCGUAUAAAAGUUAAGAUAUAACAAUCACUCAUUUUAAAUGAUGUUUUCUAUCACAUCACAAAAAUAACUCACAUAUUGUAUACAUAAAUAAGAAAUAAUGUAUUCUAAAUAUACAAGUAUGAUAACAAUCUCAGAAAAACAAUCGCAACCUAAGCCAUUCGAAGAGUACAUCUUAUGAGCCAAUUGCCUUAUCACUUAGCCAUCACUUAUUGGUUUUAUUCCUGGUGGUUCCCUAAGGUGCAAAAACUUCAAACCCGAUAUCAUAAAAGCAUGAAAAGGGGGAAACAAUUGAAUUUCUUAAAGUGAGGUUUAUGAUUUUUUGUGGGCUCUGUCCAAACAUUUUAUAUCCUACACCAUAAUCAUUUUGAUGAAAACUCCCGAGUUUUAUAUACUCUUCAACAAACGAAGGUAGGAAGACCAAUUCGGUAUUUAAACUUUCUUAUAUCGACGAAUUCAAUUCAAAAGAUUGAAGUUCAAUCCUCGAUGAUACAUACCGACACUCGUUAUUUAUUAUCAUUGAUGCAUUAACUAUCUAUAUACUGAUCAUCCUAAGUAGAAUCGUUGUGACAUGAUAACGUGUUCACAUGACAACUCUAUGUUCUAAAUUUAAGUUCAUCGUGAAUUGGUUCUCAAAUUGCUUUAAGGAACUUUACAUUGCAACACAUCCAAGUCUACAAUCAUACUUCGUGACCCCUUAUGUUAUAUGUGACUCAAGUUAGCAUCAUCGUCUCGUUUAUACUGAUUUUCCCUGUUUAGGGAUGAAAUGGCCUCUAUGACAUCUCCAACAUACAAGAAACGUAAAAAAAACUCCAAAAAACCCUAAGUAACCAAACUAAUCUAUAUACAACUUUAAUAUGGAUCUUCAAUAUCCUUGUCAGAGUUGCCGAAUCAUUAUGAUGUGAUCUAAUGAUUCUUAAUAAGAACUAAUAACGUGAAACUAAUUAGCUUUUUACCACAUCAACCAAUCCUAAUCGGGACGAUCCAUAACUAGAAAUAUAUAUACCACACCAACCUAAUUGUAAAAUCUUAUGUACCAAAACUACCAAGAUGAAAAAUUGUAGGGAUCAAUCAAAUCCACACCACACCCAUCUUUUGGAAACCCCAAUGAGAGCAAGUUUGGCCAGAGGGGUCAUUUCACACGGCUUUUCUUUUUGUCAUUUGGGAAUUUCAUUUUUUUCCUUUCACUUCCCAUUUUGUAUUGUAUAACUAUAACCACUCUUUUUCUCCAUCAAAGCAAUAAUUACUCAUUCCAUUCUCUAUUUCCCCCAUUUUCCAAAUUCAAUUUGAUAAAAUAAAGUUAGAGAGAGAGAGUAGAGAGAGAGAGCGUGCUAAGCUGGCAUGAUACUUUGAAGGACUUUUUCCAAAGGCCCAGCCAGCCUUGUUUAUAAGGGCACUCCCAACCCAGCAAAAGAAAGAGAAAGAGAGAGAAAAACAGAGCAAAAAAUCCAUCAAAUACCCACCCCAAAGCAAAAGCAAGAGAGAGAGAAAGAAAGCAAAACAGAGCGAGAGAAAGCAGCUGAAAGGAGAGGAGAAGAGAGAAAUCAAAUCCCACCCAAGUUGAAGGAGGAGGAGGAGAGAAAAGGGUUUUCAAGAUAGGGUGCUGCGGAGGGAAUAGCAGCUACAGCAGGCAGGAUAGUAACAGUGCGAAAAUGGAGACCGCGCAGCCACAGCCUCAGCAGCAGCCGCUGAAUCAGCUCAUGGUGCAGCAGAACUCGGGGAGCCUGAGCUUCAGCAGCCAGAUGUCGAAGGAAGACGAGGAGAUGUCGAGGUCGGCGCUGUCCAAUUUCAGGGCUAAGGAGGAAGAGAUCGAGAGGAAGAAGAUGGAAGUGAGGGAGCGGGUCCAGGCUCAGCUGGGUCGCGUCGAGGAAGAGACCAAGCGCCUCGCCAUGAUUCGUGAGGAGCUGGAAGGUUUGGCAGAUCCCAUGAGGAAAGAAGUAUCUCUUGUGAGGAAGAAGAUUGAUUCAGUGAACAAGGAAUUGAAGCCACUAGGACAAUCAGUCCAGAAGAAGGAGAAAGAGUACAAGGAUGCUCUUGAGGCUUUUAGUGACAAGAACAAGGAGAAAGUACAGCUCAUUACCAAACUAAUGGAGCUGGUGAGCGAAAGCGAGAGACUAAGGUUGAAGAAGCUCGACGAGCUGAGUAAGAGCAUAGAUACAGUACGCUGAUUCGAUGGAUCCAAUGCCUCUCCCUCCCUCUCUUUGGGGUGGGUUGAUGACUGAUUUUAGGGUUCUUUGUUUAAGUGUUGCUGCUUGCUGCUGAUGGUGAUAAAGAUGGUGGUGGUUGUAUUUAAGUUGACCUUAUUUAUAUUCAUAUCAGGGUGCUUUUUCUUUUGUUUUUUCUUCUUUUCAAUGGGGGUUUGGUGUAAUUCUAUAUCUUUUGUUUGUUUCUCUUAGCAAAAUUUUAAUGGAGUUUCCUUAGUAGGUGGCUUUUUAGGAGGUGAAACACCUUAUAAUGGACAGGUUUGUAACUAGAAAGUGUUUAUUUUGGUUGUCCUCAACUUCUUAAUUGUUUUUUCUUUAGUAGUUUUUCUCUGUUGUUUGUUCUGGAAGGAAGAAUCUGAGUUUGGUACAGGGGUCUAUCUCUCUUUAUUGCAGUAUAUUGAUAAUUUCCCAUUUCGUGCCCUGAACUCACGGUUUUGCUGGCUAGUUUUCAUGAAGAGAAUUACUCUCUUGCUGAAAUCAAUGCAAACUUCAGUCCCAUGAGUUUGUGAGUGAACCAUGCGAAUGGUUGACUCGAGUCAUGUUGAGUCUAGGACCUUGGGAAAUGCUCCUACAAAAGAAGGGCCGUUGUCAGUCCCUUAAAAUGCUAACUACUUCUGUUGACAUUUUGAUCCAUCUCUAUAAGAUCUCCUAAAGUCAGAUUAAGGUGGUGGAAUGUUUGUAAACUUCCAUGGCAGUCAAAUCAAUGUGAUUACUAGAUCACCUUGCCACGAAUCUACGAUCAGUAGGCCGAAUCAGGUUCACCUGCAACAUCGAAGCCUUGUUACCGGGCGCCAGGCUACCCUGUCGAGGGAGAGGGUUUCCUCGGCUUGGGUGCAGUACAGUUUUACACUCAAUCCAUUCUACCUUGUGCACGAACCGCCAUUGUCGAGUUUGGGCACGGUUCUGAGAGCUUGGAAGCAGAUGAUAUAAGCAUUCUUCUGCAGUUCUGCUAAUGAGCAAGUUAGGUCGUGUCCUUUAUAGCUUCCGUCAGUUCAGGAGGGGAAACCUAAGAAAAAAGUGGAAGGUAGUAAAGGAAACGUUAUCCAAAAAGCUAUAUCAAGCCGUUAAUAAAGCCAUUGAUUCUGCUCGGUGCCAAAAGAAGAAAAAGGCUUUAUUAGUGACAUGGGUCUGUCUUUACUCUUUGGCAAUCCACAUUCCACAAUCACCUAACCAUCCAUGCAAUAGCAGCCAACACAAAAGUGGUGCAGUUUCCUUAGCAAUGAAAUUUCUCAAAACAAUAAAAGAUGUGUGACACAAACUUUAAGCAUGAACAUGGUUGUGGGUGUUGGCCUUUAUGGUUGGCAUCACACAAAUACUUACUCGAUAGUUGGUCGUACAAAUAUGAUCCGGUUAGAUUAGAUACAAAUUAAAAGAAAAUGAGAUUGGAUAAAAUUUCGAAUCCGAACAUUAAUGGUAGUUUCUGAACAUGGAUUUGUUAUUAUCUUACUCGAACUGGCCAAUUAAAUUUGUCCGAUUCUAGUACACCUCAUCGAGUUCUGAUUAUAUUUUGUCCGUGGAUCCACAAAAUGGUGGAACUAAAGACUAUACCAUACAUUGGGGCAUAAAAUUGUUAAAGUCUAGUACCCAAUUGCUUGGGGUUGGGACUAGGGAGAGAGUGAAUUUAAGGUUGUGGGAGUUGCAUUGAGUAUGGUCAUUGUCACUAUAAUUGCUUGUGGGCAUAUAUACCUAUCACCUUUGACAACGACAAACUGAUAUUUGUUACUUAUUUGGUUGUGGUUGCAGUUCAGCUGCUAAUCGUAAAAUAGCUUAUACGUUAAUUGCAACUUCAAAAAAACCAUUUUUUUAUAUUUGUUGUACUGCAAAUCCUACAUUUUUUAUACGGUUGGCGAUUUAACCGCGAAUCUGUAACCGCAUUCCCGGUACCCAAAACAUAAUCUCAUUUGAAAUUAUUAUUGGUUCGACACUAGAUGAUUCCCAAGUAACACCAACAGAAGCCCCGAAUUCGAACAUCAAACACUACAAAAACAACAUAGUAGACAGAUUUGAUAGCUACAAUUCCAAGCAGAUCCAUCCCAUCUCCCCAACAAUUAAACAUGACGCUGUCCCAAACACCAACAGCUAAGCAACCAACUCUACCAUUUAUUUGUUUGUCUCCUUCCCCUCUCAAAAGAAAAUCAAGAAGGAAAAGGAAAGGGGCAGUUCCCAAAUGUUCUUGCGUUAGUGGUUGCAGUUUGUUAAACCACCAAAAGCUUGAAUAAAUAACAAAGGCAAAAUCCAUCUCUUGAUGCCCUUUUGUUGAGAUGGUAACAUGAAAAUAUUUGAUUUGCCAUUUGGAUGAGGAUUUUGGGACCGGGACACGGGUUAAUAAUUGCCCUUCUGCUGCUGCUGCAGCUGCUGCUGUUUAGGGUUUUGUCUUUGUCAGUUGGAUCAACCGUCUCUUUCUGAUGGUAGAAAAGGAAAGCACUUUUUUAACUGUGGAUGGUGAAUUCAUGGCGACAUUCGGUUGUGAUGGUGAAAUCAAAAGCUAAGUAAGAAGGGUAAAAGAAAAGAGUUACUAGGGUAUAGAGGGGAGGGAAAACAGUAUGCCAAGUAAAACUUAGAAGAGGUCAAAAGAAACCAUGUUGAUUUGAGAAAUAUACUAUCGAGAACUAUCGUACUAAAAUCAUUUUGAUGAUACUGAGAGUUAUAAGUUCGGCAAUAUGAGUGUAUAAAAGUUGUUAUGAUUGAUACAACAAUCAUACUUCACGAUUAAAGCAGACAAAUCUAAUGUGUGAUAUGUUGUCUAGAUGAUCUAAUCGACAAGUUGUUUGCAAAAUCACAAAUAUCGAGAGAAAAACUAUAUGGCAAUCUGGUGGCAAGAAAGAAAAAUAAUUUUCAUUAUCGAUAAUAAUGGGCGAGGACUAGCUUGCUAUAAAUUUAUGUUGGUCAAUUCCAUUGUCGUCAUUGAUUAUAUUUAUAUGAAUAAAAAACUAGCAUUUCCAAUAGUUUAUAAAUAGAUUUGUCUCAUAAUGUAAAUCUUUGAUAGGAUAAAGAAAAUAAUGGAAUAAGAAAGCCAUCGAAACUCGACCCCUCCACCACCUUUUCAAAUUUAAAGUAUGAUAUGUUGUUUAACCAAUAUAAUCAACAAGCUAGGUCCAUCGUCACGAACAAUGAGGAAAACCUAUAUAACAACGUGGUGGUGAGAAAAAAAGAAUGAUAUCCAUUGUCGAUAAUCAUCGAAUAAGUAUGAACAUGAUGCCAUUAUUUUUAGGAAAAAUAACUCGUUAUAAAGCUUAUGUUGGUCGACUUCGCUAUCGUUUGUGAUUGUGUACAUUGAAAACCAAAAUUUCCAAUAAUUCGAGGCGUUAGAUGAUUCUAGGAAAGAAAAGAAUGGAAUAGGAAACCCAUAAAGCUCAACCUCACCAUCUACCCAGAAUUGUGGUGGUAGACAAGAGAAUGCAAAAUCUGUUUAUUGGGAUUUGGCCUUUGGGGCCUUCUUUCUUAAUCUAGCCCAAGCUUACAACUUGGGACAAAAUAAUGGUUUUGGGCCCGAAAAUAGAGCCGUUAGUAAAGCUGGGUUUUAUGGCCCAUCUUUUCUCCAUUAUUAUCGAGAUCUACACGAUUUGUUUCAGAAACACAAGAACAAAUUUCUGAUUCUGAGAGAUGUGCUUGGGCCGGGUCCAUCUACCAAUUACGUUUCCAGGUUUGUCCUUUGGAGUAUGCGGGUACAGCUGCAAUAAGGUCUCCAUUGAGGCCCAACGAUGAUAUUAAGGGUCCAUUUUUCCCCAGAUCCGAAGUUUUGGGACUAGAAGGGAAAUUUCGGCUCGGCAUAAAUGAGGUGGGACGGUGAACUCGAAUUCCGAAAUGACAUGUUCAUAAAUGUUUUGCGAGAAGAUGAUCUUCUCUAUUGUUGUGUUAUGAAGUUUGAAAAACUUAUGUACAUUAUGAUUUUGUUUGUAAACUAAACGGGUUUGUGGAAUAUUUCAUUAAGGAAUGAUCUUGUGAAUGUUAUAAAGUGUGUAUGCGUGUUAUAACAAAUGCAUUGAUGUUAUAAUGCUCAUUGUGAUUGUGUUGUAUUUGAAAUUUCAAUGAUCACUACAACAUAUUUAGUUACUCCGAUUAACUCACUUUUAUCUCUUUUGAUAGAGUUUUGUGUUACCAUGUAUGAUAUAUUUUGUUUGUAUUGUUUUGCAGGAUAUCUCUGCUUCGCUUUCGCAUUUGGACAUAAUCACGAUGGUUUAUCACCCUCAAACGGGGUAUUCACGGGGAAGUGCCAUUCUCGUUCUCUCUAUAUGAGUCAGUUUCAUGUCUUUUUGCUCCUCGGAGCUUUCACAGAGAUGCACACCUAGUGACAAUCAAGACUCUUUCAUCGAGAGUCCUGUUGCACACGGACUACUGUUUUUUAUUAUCGUUUUUCUUAUUAUUUUAUUGUUCGGCAUGCCUUGGGUAAAAAAAAGUUAUGAGAGACAAGGAGACAACCAUAUGAUCUAAAAACCAGAGACCAAUAAUUUGCUUCAUCCACAGUACCAAUCCAUUAUCUAUCGUUAUCAAUUUGUAUCUUACUGAGACCAAAAGGAUAGCUAGAUGAUGGGGGAAAGAGUUUAUCUUUUCAGUAUAGUAGCUAGCUAGCCCAAUAAUGGUUAGGAGCACUAAUCCAACAAUUCAAUCAACUUAUACAAAAAUAGACAAAAACUUCAAUCUAAUAUAAGAAUAUUAUUAUAGACGGUGUGACAAUACUAUUAAUUUGAUGAAUAUAUUUAAUUUUGUGAUCUUAAAAAUGGGGUAAGGAGGAACAUUCCCCAUUGCCUAACUUGAGUCCAAUAAAUUAGAGAAAUUAAAAAUAAAUAGCUAUUAUAUUAUAUGUGCAAAGAAAUUAGAGAAAUUGUGGCAAAAAAGAAACAAUGCUUUCUGGUUUGUAAUAGAAAUAACAUUAUUCAUGAGUCCAAAAUGUGAUUGAAAGCGAAAGAAAUUGGAAAGGAGGAAAAGAAAUGAAGGGUUGAAAACGAAGGCAUUUGCUUUCGUCCUUUGCGGUGUCAUUUUAGCGAUCAAUGGAAAGGUAUGUUUGUAUGUGGAUUUUGACGUCUUCUGUAUUUUUCCUCCGUUCGUGUGGUAUAGAUUGGAAAUAUGUAGCACGUCUUUUCCCCUAAUUAUUAUGUGGCCCAAAGUAAUCUAUCGUACUCCAUAACAAUACAAAUGAGUUCAAGGCUUUGGGUGUAACAAUUUCUGAGUUGUUGAAAGAGAGGCAGUGGUGAAGUUAGAAAUUUGAAGGAGGGGAGUUAAUUUCAAUUGUGGUAAUUUGUGAGGGGCUAGUAUCUUAUCGUAUAUUCUAAAUUUGUUAUAAAUUUUACAUGUAAUUUUAUUUAUAUUUCAAAGUUGACGAGAGCAGAGGGCUAUAGAGUAGUCGGUAAGAACGUUACCUAAAGAGAGACAUACUAAGGAGUAAAACUUUUCUUACCCCUAAGGGGGCUAUGAUAUAAUUUUACUUUUGACUUCAACCUAACUGCGUCACUAAGGACACCAGGAGAGUAAAACCAUUCGGUUAUAUUACUAGCUAACCGUGGAUCAUAUCACAUGCACUUACAUUAUCAACAUUAGUUUGACAGCAGAGGUCUUAUGUAUCUUGAUAAUUUUAGAACUUUAAUGUGAUGGUUUGAGUGCACUGAACUUCCUCUAUUCUCGAUUCUCCUUUGAUUACAGUAGCAACGUGGAGAAAAAGUUCGAAACAAACAAAUGAGCAUCACAUUCCAUCUUCCAACCGCCAAGCUAUGUUGUUUUGCAAAACCUAAUACAUGAACCUCUCUUCCUUCAUAUUGAAUCCAGAUUUUCGAUCUAUCUAAGUAGUACAUACUCUUCUCUUAGCUUACUUCCAUUUCAAUUUUAUCGGAUGUCCCCGAAGGUAACAGGUUGCUUCCAUUUGAUGUGUUGUGUUAGGGUUAAAAGAAGUGAUAUCUAAAGCUCAAAAGGGUCCAGUUGGGAAGGCAACAAAUUAGGGGUGGGUAUGGGGAGAAUUGAUCAAAAGAUGGGUUUUUCUUUAUGGUCAUAUCAUAUUACGGAUGCCAUAAAUGAAUUAAUUUAGCCCAUUACAUCUUGACCUACUUAUAAUAGUUAGCUAUAAAAUUAAAACAGAGAAAAAGAAUCAAGGACCAAUAUGAAUAUACCUAUAAAGAACAUGGACUACUACUAUUACUACCCACAUCAAUAAUUAAGCAUACAUAGCUCCUUCAAAUUCUAGUGUUUCUCCUGCAAUUUGUCGUGUGCUAGGACAUGGGCUUAGGUUGAAUUAAAGAGAAGAAUAUAUAUAAAAUUAUAAACCCUCUUUGUGCAUGCACCUAUCCCAAGUUCCCAACAUAAAACCACAUAUCAUUUGAUUGCCUAGAAUACGAAAAUUGCCAAAUCCAUGUUCAAAGAUUUCACAACAUUUCCCCCCCACUCAUUGAAACACAAAAGCAUGUCUCCCCACAUUCCUUAUGCUCAACAAAACCAUCCUAAGGUCUAGUUUGGAAUAUGUGUGUGAUGGUUAAGAAUAUACAUCUAUUUUGAGAACAAAUAUAACAAUUUUUUUUUGUCCUUACUGCGGUUAACUUUACUAGUGUGGAAGGACAAAUCUGAGCCAAGAAUGGCCUCGGAUCCUUAACCAACGAUUUCAUUGGUAAUGUAAUAGUCAUGCAGACAUAGCAAAAAGAGUUUAUAGAUAAGAUCAUAAUAUGUAUGCUACGAGCAAGUAGAGGAGAAUAUCUUCUUUCUUGUAAUGCUUGAGAGCCUUAUUAUAGAGUAUGUAUUUGAACCCUUAUUUUGAACUCUCCUCUGGAUAUCAAGACUCUAUCGAAAGACUUAGAUCCAGAACUAAUGGAUGAUCUAUUAUUGUAUUCCGAACAUGGAAACUCACAUCCCACACACAUACUCUUGGAAUAACACAUUCAUCUAAAACUAUGGAAUCCAACCGGAUCACUACGUCAAACUAAAAAAAAAAAGUGUUCCAUUCCAUGAAAUAUUAUAUAGUAAAUAAAUGGUGUGACCAUCCUAUGUUUGGAAAUUAAUAAAGAAGAAGAAGAAAACGACAAAGCUACUAUUUUAGGGCAGAGAGAAAGAGAACAAAGUAAACGCCGAUAGGAGAAAUGAAAAAAAAAAAGGGUUAAUAGCAUUUUCUGCCUCUAUACUAUGACUAUGUAACAAACGUGUGCCCUUGUACUAUUUUUUUGCACAAAGAUGCCCUUGUACUAUUACGUCGUAACAAACGUGCCCUUCCGUUGUGAUUUUUGUUUAAUCGCCGUUAAAUAAGCCUGAAAAUUACCCAAUUAACCCUGUUUAAUGCCCUCCCCAUUCCUUCCCACCCAUCGAUUCUUCCACCAGAGAGACUACCUCUCUUGUCGACCAGAGAGACUGCCGACCCGUUAGCAUACACCCUAGAAAUUUAAUUUAAUUUAAUUGUUGAGACAAAUUGAACAGUGCUAUUUAAUAAUAUAUUGCGAAGGGCAAACAGUGUCGAAUGUAAAAGGGACAUCAAUCGUGCCUCUACUGUAAGAUCUCGGAUUGAUUAACACCCAAGAAUAAGAUAUUGGAAUACUAAUUUAUUUUGUUAAGAAAAAUGAAUAAGAUUGAAAAAAGGUAAUUAACGAGAGAUUAAUUAUAAUUUAUAAUCCCAUUUGAUGGUUGGUAGGGGCAAAGAGGUCAAGGCAGUGAUUACGUGGAACAGAUAGUUCUGCUGCCUACAUAUUUAUACGACAAACUAAUAUCCUUGUUCUAAUUUAUUCUUCAUUAAUUUUGAAAGCUUUCCAUUACAUAUUUUGAAGAUUAUAAUUCAUUGAUUUGAAGGCUAUCAAUCAUAUAUAUUUUGACCAUAAAAAUCUAUUCUUCACAUAUUUUGAAGGUAAUCCAACACAUAUUUUGGUCGCUUUUUUGAAGACUAUUAUUCACCGACUUUGAUAGCUAUCCAUCACAUAUUUUAACCGGUUAUUUUGAUUGCUAUUAUUUACUGAUUUCGAAGGCUAUUAUUCACCAAAUUUAAUGGCUAUAUUUAAAAAAUUUCAUCCGAUUUUUAAUGUUAUUAGUCACUGAUUUUCAAUGCUAUCCAUCACAAAUUUGACCAAUUUUUUUAAAUAUGUUCUUCGCAGGUAUAAGGCUAUCUAUUGCAUAUUUUUUAAGACUAAUAUUCAUUGAUUUUGAAGGCUAUUCAUAAAUGAUAUUAAUCAACUUUUUUGAACGCUAUUAUUCACUGAUUCUGAAGAAUAUCCAUCACAGAUUUUUGAAAAAUAUUUUGAAGACUAUACUUCAUCGAUUUUGAAGGUUAUCCGUGACAUAUUUUGAGAUAAUAGUUAGUGAAUUAAUAUCAUUUUGGAUGUUUUAGAAGGCUACAGAUCACGGAUUCGGCCUGAGGCUAUUCUUCAACGAUGAUUAAAUCCAUUAAGCAGCGAUUUGGGCGGAUAUCUUCCGGGUCCAUUUUUGGCAGAUCCCAAAGGGGUACCAUCACCGAUUUCAGGCAAUUUUCCCGAAAUGCUAUUUUCUUUCGAUUUUGGAGGCUACAGAUCACAGAUUCAACCCGAGGCUAUUUUCCACCGAUAAUGAAGUCUAUUGAUCAUAUUCUCCAUAAAUUAUUAAGUCCAUUAAGCACCAAUUUGGGUGAAUUAAUUUAGGGAUGGCAUUUUCAUAAUUUUCUAGGCGAUUUUUUUCGAAAGGCCAUUUUACUUGGAUUUUGAAGGCUACAGAUGACAAAUUCGGUAUGAGGCUAUUCAUCAACGAUAAUUAAGACCAUUAAGCAGCGAUUUGGGCGGAUAUCUUCCGGGUCCAUUUUUGCCAGAUCCCAAAGGGGUACCAUCACCGAUUUCAGGCGAUUUUUGCGAAAUGUCAUUUUCUUUCGAUUUUGGAGGCUGCAGAUCACAGAUUCGGCCUGAGACUAUUCUUCAACGAUGAUUAAGUCCAUUAAGCAACUAUUUGGGCGGAUAUCUUCCGGGUCCAUUUUUGCUAGAUCCCAAAGGGGUACCAUCACCGAUUUCUGGCGAUUUUCCUAAAAUGCCAUUUUCUUUCGAUUUUGGAGGCUACAGAUCACAGAUUCAACCCGAGGCUAUUCUCCACCGAUAAUGAAGUCUAUUGAUCAUAUUCUCUGCAAAUGAUUAAGUCCAUUAAGCACCGAUUUGGGCGAAUUAUUUUGGGAAGACAUUUUCGUAAUGUUUUGGGCGAUUUUUUUCGAAAGGCCGUUUUUCUGGGAUUUUGAAGGCUACAGAUCACGGAUUCUGUCUAAGACUAUUCUUCAAUGAUGAUUAAGUCCAUUAGGCAUCGAUUUGGGUGGAUAUUUUCCGGGUCCAUUUUUGGCAGAUCCCAAAGGGGUACCAUCACCGAUUUCGGCCAAUUUUCCCGAAAUGCCAUUUUCUUUCGAUUUUGGAGGCUACAGAUCUCAGAUUCAGCCGGAGGCUAUUCUCCACCGAUAAUGAAGUCUAUUGAUCAUA
This is a messenger RNA of Linum trigynum, 15457 nucleotides long. NCBI's taxonomy places the organism in Eukaryota, Viridiplantae, Streptophyta, Magnoliopsida, Malpighiales, Linaceae. The record is from the annotation of a GenBank genome assembly.